AUGUUGUGGACAAAGAAUGCUGCCAUUGCUAGUAUUUUCUUUUCGACUCUAGUUAUUGCUGUUAUCGCAUAUCAAAUAUAUGCACUCCUCAAUUCUGUCAUUCUAGCAAAACAAAAGUUGGCUGCACAUAUCGACGAAUUCAAUCUUAUGCAGAACGAAAUUUGGGCCGAUCUGUUGCAAAUACGAGCUAAAGAAGGACCUAAAAGUCGAAUUACUAGACAAAUAGCUCCUGGAUGCAAUUGCAAAACAACUGGCCGUUGUCCUCCUGGUCCGAGUGGACGACCUGGGGCAGAUGGUAGAGAUGGAACACCAGGUACACCAGGGCUAGCAGGGCCACCGGGUUUGCCAGGAAUUGCACUACCUGUAGAGGCAAGAGACCUAGAGUCUUGCCGCGUCUGCCCACCUGGACCACCUGGCUAUCCUGGUUAUCCAGGCGUCCCUGGACCGCCUGGUCAUGAGGGAAUGCCUGGCCCUGACGGACUGGUGGGUCAUCUUGGCCAAAUUGGACCAAUCGGAAACCCAGGAGACAAUGGCGAACCAGGGCCAGUCGGCCAGGAUGGAUUGGCAGGACCACCAGGGAGAGAUGGCGUUCGUGGGCUUCCCGGCCCACCUGGCGAGCCUGGCCCACGUGGUCCUAUUGGACCUAAAGGUUUCAAAGGGCCUCCUGGGAAUCCUGGAAAUAAUGGACAACCAGGACCCAAUGGGCCACCUGGAGAAGCUGGUCAAGAAGGUCAAAAAGGAUAUCCUGGAACACCUGGCACUCUUGGUUUUGCUGGAAAUCCCGGUGAAGAUGCUGGCUAUUGCCCCUGUCCAAAGCGACAACGACGCACGCACGCGAACAAGCUUAGUUAA
Messenger RNA from Dracunculus medinensis (Guinea worm), 852 nucleotides. The record is from the annotation of a GenBank genome assembly. Lineage: Eukaryota; Metazoa; Nematoda; Chromadorea; Rhabditida; Dracunculidae.